GAAGGAGAACUCAAAGAAGGUUUGUUGGAAGAGCUGCUUAGCCAAUCCCCGUCGCUUGACGAUAGUGUUUUGUCGCAAGUGAUUGCAGCAGCUGAUUCGUACGAUAAACAUGAAAUUAUGGCGGAGUACCAUAGGCGCAAGAAACAAAAUCAAGAAUUCAAUCGCCGCCUGCUGAGAGGACAGCGACUUUGUUAG
Messenger RNA from Gongylonema pulchrum, 195 nucleotides. The record is from the annotation of a GenBank genome assembly. NCBI's taxonomy places the organism in Eukaryota, Metazoa, Nematoda, Chromadorea, Rhabditida, Gongylonematidae.